Hippocampus comes (tiger tail seahorse) is the source of this 5155-nucleotide messenger RNA. RefSeq names its product ASXL transcriptional regulator 1 (gene asxl1). The record is from RefSeq and is a predicted model, not a curated record. Gene Ontology annotation, molecular function: DNA binding; chromatin binding; peroxisome proliferator activated receptor binding. NCBI's taxonomy places the organism in Eukaryota, Metazoa, Chordata, Actinopteri, Syngnathiformes, Syngnathidae. Gene Ontology annotation, biological process: animal organ morphogenesis; positive regulation of transcription by RNA polymerase II. The transcript has 12 exons. Gene Ontology annotation, cellular component: PR-DUB complex. The coding region runs from base 307 to 4800 and encodes 1497 amino acids.
UUGCGCUGCAGCACUCCACAGGCACAGACUGCUUUCCUUGGCUACAAUCGCGCUGCCUUUCUGGUGCAUCGCCACUAUGUGCGUUGCGCUUAUUUAGUAACAGCCACCGACGUAUUUUACACACUAGCGACAUACACCCGGACGUGGUUGGCGUCGUAAAGGGCCGACAGCACGAGAAGCACUCGUAUUGUUUUAAGGCUCCACAUAGCCAACCGAGAACAUCGUAGCCGUGUUAGCAUCUAGCUAAACCGCCACCGUCUUCUUCUUCAAGGCGCUUUGUAGUCACGGCAGGCCAGUGCGGAGGAAAUGAAGGACAAACAAAAGAGAAAGAAGGAAAGGACCUGGGCUGAGGCGGCUCGCAUGGUGCUGGAGAACUUCUCAGAUGCUCCAAUGACCCCGAAACAAAUUCUUCAUGUCAUUCAGACCAAGGGGCUGAAGGAAAUGCGAAGUGGUACAGCACCUUUGGCCUGCCUGGUGACAAUGCUUCACUCCCAGGUGAGGGGAGAUCGGGUAAAGAACAGCAUCUUCUUUAAGUUACCUGGACGGAUGAGCCUAUUCACUCUAAAGAAGAAUGCCCUGCAGUGGACAAAGACUUCAGAAUCAGAAACACCAUCUGAGCUGGUGAGCAGUGCUGCUACCCCGACCUCCAGCAACACCACCCUCACAGAGGGUGCAGCAGUUGGCCCCAUUGAGACAACUGAGCAGGAAAGCUGCAACUCCACAGAGACCACCGCCUCCAAUUCGGCCUUGGCCGAUGAAACUUCCUCCAGUGUUACCGUCUCCACGGAGCUCCAGUCUGUCAGCCAGCCUCAGACCCGCCUCAGCAGAGCAGCAGGAUUGCAGGGACGGACUGACAGUCAGCAGGUCCAACAUGUUCAGCACACCCAGACCAGACUGAGCCGUUCCCGACAGUCAGGGCGGCAGCGGAAGAAAGCAGUCAUGAUGCCACGUGUUGUCCUCACUCCUCUUAAAGUCAAUGGAGAGCAUGUACCCCCAGGACCGAUGAAGCGCAGCCGGGGAGGGGUAGAUGUGGACUUUGAAACACCAGGGUCUAUUCUUGUCAACACCAACAUAAGGGCUCUCAUUAACGUGAGAACCUUCUCAGCCUUCCCAGCCCAGUCACAACAGCAGCUACUCCAACUUCUGCCAGAAGUGGACCGCCAGAUUGGACCAGAUGGAAUGGCCAGACUGAGCAGUUCGGCCCUCAACAAUGAGUUCUUUACACAUGCCUCCCAAAGUUGGAAAGAGAGGUUAGCUGAAGGAGAGUUCACUCAUGAGAUGCAGGUGCGAUUCCGGCAGGAAAUGGAGAAAGAGAAGAAGGUUGAGGCUUGGAAGGAAAAGUUUUUUGAGGAGUACCAUGGACAGAAGUCUGGCCUGACAAAAGAGGAAUCUCUCAAGCUCACAAUGAGUGAUGCGAGUGAAGUUGCAGCAACUGUCCUGGACAGUGACAGCGUCUCCGUGGUGUCAACCGGUGUGCCCAAGAGACGCAGUGUAGGUCGGCGGAGGAGAGAUGGUAGGAUGAGGAGACGCACCCGAGCUGAUCUGCGCCGCAGGGCACGUCGGACCCUCUGCAAAACCAGCUCUCCAGUCCUACAGUCUGCAGAAGCUGCUGAGAACGCUGCUUCUCUGGAAACCUCGACGGUCUCUAUUGGUUCUCCAAUGUCAGAAAGUACGGUUAUUCAAGGGGAGGUGGUGCUCCAGGCUGAAUGUGACGAGGAGCUUCCACCAGACAACGUAUCCAUUGAGCCAAAGACUCCCAUUCCUGAACCAGUCCUACUGCCAGCCCCAACUCCAACACCUAUUCCCAGCCCAGCAUCCACCAGCGAUGACAAAGAACCAAACAUUUCAGGCUGUCUGCUCCCCGAAGAGGUUGCACCUGUAUUAGCGUCCACCUCAUCCUCAUCGUCGUCGUCUUCCUCCUCUGACUCGUCACCUUCGUCCUCACCUUCCUCAGCUUCUGAUCAACAGGGAGCAUUUACCACUGGCCUGGACUCUUCAUCCUCCUCUUCAGUGUCGUCUGGUGCCGCUGUCACUACGGAUCACCUGGAUGACACUGCGUCUGCGGUCACCUCAGUCACAGGGGGAACUGCCACCAGCAGCCGGGAAAGCAGCCCCUCAGAUAGCCCAGCAGGCACCCCUGCACCCAGCGCUCAGCACAAGGAACAGAAGAGAAGGCCCGACGAGACACGGGCCUUCUCCAGCUUCCCCGAAAAGAGGCCACGGUUGAAUGACCAGCAGUCCUUUCGUACCACAAUUGACAGGGUCCAUUCAGAGAAACCGCAGCCGACAACGGAGGAACCCAAGGUGCCUCCAAUCCGGAUUCAACUGUCCAGAAUCAAACCGCCCUGGAUCAAAGGGCACCCCACCUACCAGAUCUGUCCCCGCAUCGUGCCCCCUGGAGAGGCCUCGCGGAGGUCGGGGUCGGGGGGCGCGAGGACGCUCGCAGACAUCAAAGCCCGCGCGCAGCAAGCCCGUGCCCAGCGGGAAGCCGCUGCUGCUGUUGCAGCCUCUGCCGACGGGCCAGGGCCGAACAGGGUCCGGUUGCGGCCUGCUGCUGGGUUACCGGAUAGCAACAGUGGACAGAGAGCACAAGAACAUCCAGGGCCGAUUGAGCCAGGAGGAGGAAGUGGAAGAAGGGGAGGUGGUGGGACACAGGAGCAGGGAAAGACUUGUGAAACGAAUUCAUCUGGAACACAGCUACAGCGUCCCAAUGUAGAAGGCAAAUCCCUGCCUUUGCCAACACCCCCUGCUACCUCAACCUCUGUGUUCUCGGAGCACCCACAGACACCAAGUCCUCCUCAAAAAGGGGUGGGAAGGAUUCCUGUGGCCGAGGAAGCAUUCAUCCCAACAUCAUCCAGUGUUCAAACCCGUUCCGACAGACCUGCGGGGCCAGCAACAGACCCCCCGUCUCAAGAGACUGACACAGUGGCAAAUUAUGCCAUUUCACCGCUCGAUAGACCAAACAAGAUUGCAGCUUCUGAUACUUCCCCCUCAGAGAGGCUCGAGCCAGCAAGGGAAAAAAGGCUACUUGCUCCAACCUCCAUCCCAGAUUCUCUUCCCAGGUUUGGGGCUCAGGGUGUGGUUGUCCAAAAGCUGGUCAGAUCUGUGACGCCUGUGGAGCUUAAACACGAGAAAGAGAGAGGCUUAGGUAGUGUAAUUAAACACGUUUCUCAUCACGAGGAUUCCCAGGACACUGACACGGACUCCGCCACAACACAACAAGCAGAAGCAUCAUCGCCUCAUGUGGACUACUCAGGCAGGGAUGAUGAGGCUGGGACUCAUAGUGAUUCUACAGAAACCGCUUCAGACUGUGAGACUGAGAGCCAGGUGGAUGAGCAGCAGCCUGACCAAGAUUGGUGUUCCCAGAUGAGAGGCCACAGAAAGUUGCAGGAGACCAUUUGUAGCCCCCCACGGAACCACCAGCCAGUCAUCCAAGCCCAUGAGUCCAGUUGCUUUGGUCAAACAGUCAUUCAGCCUUGCUUUCCCAACGGUAUGACUCAUGCUCCACAAAGCCAGACCUUUUCCCAAGAUCGGCCAUCUCAGAACAACAUUGUUGUGAAAGUUGAACAAGUGGAUGAUUGCCAAAGCACCAGACAGGGUUCUGCUGAAGAUGGGUAUAAUGGACAGAUUAAGGCCUCAAGCUAUCCUUCAAGUAUUUCUGGAACCUCAAAGAAAGUGUCCACUUCCACUAGACAAGUGUCCAGUGUGGAAGCCAACAACCCUUUAGUGACCCAGCUUCUGCAAGGUAGCCUUCCCCUGGAUAAAGUUCUACCCCCACACUCUGCCGACAGGCUAGAAAUCAGCCGAUCGGUAGGACCCCAGCGAAGACCCUGCAACAGGGCCGAAACGGGAGCUCAGUUACCUAACUCUGAAGGAACCGUUGCCUCUCAAGUCAAGUCGCAGAAAAGCUACCCGGUGUCAUGUUUAAUGGCGACUCCAACUACAUCACAGUAUCAAUCCCAGCAAGCUUCUGGAGCUGUCCCGGUCAUCACCUCACCGCCGUUCACUACGGCCUCCUCCAUCACCUCUAACCAUAUUGUUGAGAUGACAAUUAUCAAAGAGUCAUCUGUCCGUCAGCCAUCACAAGGAGCUAUUCCAGAUAGGAGUCAGUCUGCUCAGAGGACCAUACUGAAUGGCCCAUCUCCACCUCAUGCGGACCCCUGUCCCACAGAAGUUGUGCCUCGUCUUAAAAUCAACUGGCGAUCCCCCCAGUCACAGAUUGCUCUUGCCAACCAACAAGAGCCAGCCCCUGCUCCCAAUGUAAAGACUGAAGUUGGUUCAAAGCCUUCUUGCCAGGCAAUUGCUAAAGCAUCUGUUGUUGUUACCAAGAAAGAGCCUGUGAGUUCUGUGGAUGGAUACCCCAGUGGAGGAGCGAUGGAGGGACUGCUUAAUAUGGAAAUGAAUUUGUCUCGGAUGGCCAAAAAUGAGCUCAGCAAAGCUCCGUACUCCUCCAGUUAUCACUCGUCGUCCUCCUCCCUCCCCUUCCAGCUCUAUGGAAAAAUCUCCAAGCAGGGUGGGGGUCUCGGAGGUGUCAGUUACACCGCCAAUGUAUCCGUCAUGGACAAUAGCAGCUUUUCCCGAAACAUGACCGACGGCGUGCUGCAGCUGCGGCCUCGGUUGGCCUCCAGCCAGGCCACGCUCAGCAUCCAGACCUUUACUGACAGUACGGCCGAAGAGGUGUCGCUCAAGUGCUCCUGUCGCCUCAAAGCCAUGAUCAUGUGCCAGGGCUGUGGGGCCUUCUGCCAUGAUGAUUGCAUUGGGCCCUCCAAGCUCUGUGUGUCUUGUCUGGUGGUGAGAUAAUGUCAAAGAGCUGCAGUUACCUUGGCAGUCUCUCGGGUAGGCUGAAGUCCACUAAAGUGGUCGGACAGGCAAGAUUUGCCUUGUAUAUUAUUACUUGGCUGUUUGUUUUUUUUUUUUUGCACAUUUUCAGAUGUUCUUUUUAGCUGUAAUUAUAUAUUAUUGAUAUUCUUUUUAUUGACUAUUAAUAUUAUUAUUUUGAGGCAUGGUUAUUUGCUAACAUUUUGGUUAUCACGCCUCAAAAACAUUUACCUCAUCAUGUUCCACCAGUCAUUAUUAGGUGGCCAUUGUUUUUUUUGUUCCAUGUUGUCUGUGCAAAGAAAUAUUUUUUUAACCAUUAAAGGAGUAAAGAACAGUA